Molecule: messenger RNA, 2944 nt
Organism: Rattus norvegicus (Norway rat)
Lineage: Eukaryota; Metazoa; Chordata; Mammalia; Rodentia; Muridae
Gene: Fmod
Product: fibromodulin
Cellular component (GO): extracellular matrix
Source: RefSeq, marked provisional
GAGGCCAAACAGAAGGACGUGGUCACUCUGAACGGUUCAACCCAAGGGACAACAUGCAGUGGGCCUCCAUCCUGCUGCUGGCCGGGCUCUGCUCGCUUUCCCAGGGCCAGUAUGAAGAAGACUCUCACUGGUGGCUCCAAUACCUCCGAAACCAGCAGUCCACCUACUACGACCCCUACGACACUUACCCCUACGAGACCUCCGACCCUUACCCCUAUGAAGUAGAGGAGGGCCCAGCCUAUGCCUAUGGUGCCCCACCUCCACCAGAGCCCCGUGAUUGUCCCCAAGAAUGCGACUGUCCCCCCAACUUCCCCACAGCCAUGUACUGUGACAACCGCAACCUCAAGUACCUGCCCUUUGUGCCCUCCCGCAUGAAGUACGUCUACUUCCAGAACAACCAGAUCGCUGCCAUCCAGGAAGGUGUCUUUGACAAUGCCACCGGCCUCCUCUGGAUUGCUCUGCAUGGCAACCAGAUUACCAGUGACAAGAUAGGCAGGAAGGUCUUCUCCAAGCUGAGGCACUUGGAGAGGCUGUACCUGGACCACAACAACCUGACCCGGAUGCCCGGACCACUGCCUCGGUCCCUGAGAGAGCUCCACCUGGACCACAACCAGAUCUCUCGGGUCCCCAACAACGCUCUGGAGGGCCUGGAGAACCUCACAGCAUUAUAUCUCCAUCACAAUGAGAUCCAAGAAGUGGGAAGUUCCAUGAGGGGCCUCCGGUCCCUGAUCCUACUAGACCUGAGUUAUAACCACCUUCGAAGGGUUCCCGACGGUCUGCCCUCAGCCCUGGAGCAGCUGUACCUAGAACACAACAACGUCUACACCGUCCCUGACAGCUACUUCCGGGGCUCACCCAAGCUGCUGUAUGUCCGGCUGUCUCACAACAGUCUCACUAACAAUGGCCUUGCUACCAACACCUUCAAUUCCAGCAGCCUUCUGGAGCUAGACUUGUCCUACAACCAGCUGCAGAAGAUCCCUCCCGUCAACACCAACCUGGAGAAUCUUUACCUCCAAGGCAACAGGAUCAAUGAGUUCUCCAUCAGCAGUUUCUGCACGGUGGUGGACGUCAUGAACUUCUCCAAGCUGCAGGUGCUACGCCUGGAUGGGAACGAGAUCAAGCGCAGCGCUAUGCCGGUGGACGCCCCACUCUGCCUGCGCCUUGCCAGCCUCAUCGAGAUCUGAGGGGCUUCGCCUUGGGCUCGGGGCUCCGCCUUGGACUCCGGGCUCCGCCUUGGGAUCGGAGAUCGGGGCUCAGGGCUCCGGGCUCCGGGCUCCGGGCACUGGACUCCGGGCUCCAGGCAUCGGGUACCGGGCACCGGGGUCCCGGCAUAUGCCCUGCCACCUGCUACACUCAGCUUGAAGGUCUGGUUUGGCUUUUGCUGGAUGGUCUGGGACAAGCACGUGACAGAAGUCCACAGGAUCUUAUUCAGUCUCCUUCCGAUAGGCAAAGUUAGGUGGGAUCAGGGGCCAGGCCAGUUUCUGCAGGGGAUGAAAGUGGUGGUAAAAGAAAUGGCCGCAGAGUCUAGCCCCCAAAUCUUACUAUCCCUCAACCCUUCCCCAUGACCUAGUCUGGCAGACCAUCCCCUUGCUUGGAUAAUAGCAUAUAACCAGACAAUCUGACUUCAGCUGUGCUCACUCAAUGGCUUGGCCAGUUGCUUCUGCAGUCGCUCUGGGCUCCUACUCCUUGCUCCUCAAAACAUCAAAACGUACUUCCUGCCCAGCCACUUCCUCUAGGCCCAGCUCAUCCCCUCUGCCCUCUUUCAUUGAGGCCUCUUCUAAGGUCUUAGACAAUCAGGAGACACCCACACCCCAAGGUUGGUGGGGAGCUGUCCAACAACCUGUGGAGGAAGACCACACAUUAUUAUCUGAGGUUAAAAGGAUAUCUAAAACCAUCACACACACACACACACACACACACACACACACACACACACACAACGUCACCUGUUUAAAGUCAGCGUAUUGAACAGUAUAAUGGUGACUGAUAGUCAUGACUUAAUUACAAGGGGAUAACCAGCCCUAUAAUGGAGGAUCCAUCAGAGGAGAGAAGGGUCAAAUGCUCAUUUUUAGGAUCCACAAUAAGAUGGGGAAGAGUCACACCUCAGAAUGGCAGGACUGAAGGGGCAGCCCCCCUUCCAGCUUCACCUGACCAACAUGAUCUGUGCCCCUUCUUGGGCUUUUAGUAUCAAAGGGGCCAGUGUGGUUUCCAAACCAUGAGAAAGAGCCUCUGCCCAUCCUUGGAUCCAGGUAUGGAGGUUUGUUACACAGAGGCAGAGGCAGACUGUGCCAGCCGUGGACCCACCCACUAACCCAGACAAGGGUGUGAUCUCCAUAACUGGUUUGUCCCUAAAGCUAGAGUUUAAGGUACCAGCUCUUCUGGAGAUGGUCACUGGGGUACAGGAAGCCCUAGCCAGGCCCAAGGCUUACCUACACUAGACAUAGUUUCCUCUGCUUCCACACUGUGGGACCACACCUUAUACUGAUGGUGCCUGUGACGUGUAGCUUGUCUGAGAGCAACCCUGUCUUCUCCUUUUUAAAGGUGAUGUUGCCUAGGUACAGCCAUCGGGUUCUCUAGACUCACUGGGAAAGAGCCACGGGUAGCCAGUGGCAAGAACCAGUUGUGAGAUGUUAGCCUGAGGUAGGUCCCUUCCCAGAUGCCUUAGACCCAUGACUCUGUGUGCACUUAGGAGCAAGCUUCCCUGAAAAGGACAGGGUGGGGUGGGGUGCUUAGACUGUGCCAUGGGUUCCAGAUCCUGAAAUCCACAAAAGCCAAACCAGCUUGUUUGAACCAGGGAGUGCCACAUGUGGAGCAAGGCUGCCCUGCCCAGAGCUCUUGAGAAGCACCUGCAUGCAGAUACCAUCUGGCCUCUAUAAAGGGUCCUCAGCAAGAAGCAAGCAUGAGUGGUGGCCAACCUGACCAAUAAAGUUAUUUUAUAAGUGCA